Molecule: messenger RNA, 1835 nt
Organism: Maylandia zebra (zebra mbuna)
Lineage: Eukaryota; Metazoa; Chordata; Actinopteri; Cichliformes; Cichlidae
Product: pregnancy-specific glycoprotein 22
Cellular component (GO): membrane
Source: RefSeq, a predicted model, not a curated record
GAAAAGUGAAGUACCAGCUGACAGCAGCGUGUAGCACACACACUUCUGUUAUUGAAGGAAAAGUGACUGACUGGAUCAUAAGGGGCUGUACAGUGAGCAGACAUGGAAGCUGUCAUUGGACUGUUGUUUAUGUUACUCGGUGUCUCUUAUGGUGUGAUCACUCAUUGUGAUGGCAGACAGGAUGGAGCUCAGUGUUAUGUAACUUUGGGAGGAACUGUGGACAUCCAGUUGAUCAAUAGCACCUCUGAAAUACCUAGAUACCAGUUGUUAAAGGAUUCAUUAAAAAUACUAGCAGGGAGAAAUAAUACAGUUAUGUCUAAUGCCAUAGAGCAUAGGUCUCUCAUUUUUCCUAGUAAUGGAACAUUUAGGAUCAAUGACCUGAGUAGGAAUGACAUUGGUAAAUAUACCCUUUUAACCUUUGAUUCAGAUGGAAGAAAAUCAGGCGAGCGGACUCUAUAUUUGUUUACUCAAGGUGUGGAAACUUACUGUGAUGGCAGACAGGAUGGAGCUCAGUGUUAUGGAGCUUUGGGAGGAACUGUGGACAUCCAGCUGAUGGACAGCACCUCAGAAAUACCUAGAUACCAGUUGUUAAAGGAUUCAUUAAAAAUACUAGAUGUGAGAGGGGAUAAGGUUAUUUCUAAUACCAUUGCACAUAGAUAUCUCAUUUUUCCCAGCAAUGGGACAUUUAGGAUCAAUGGCCUGAGCAGGACUGACAUUGGUAAAUAUACCCUUGAAACCUUUGAUUCAGAUGGCAGGACAUCAGAUGUUUGGACUCUACAUUUGUUUAUUCAAGGUGUGGAAACUUACUGUGAUGGCAGACAGGAUGGAGCUCAGUGUUAUGGAGCUUUGGGAGGAACCGUGGACAUCCAGCUAGUGAACAGCACAUCUGAAAUACCUAGAUACUACUUGUUAAAGGAUUCAUUAAAGAUACUAGAUGUGAGAGGGAAUAAGGCUAUUUAUAAUACCAUAGCACACAAAUCUCUAAUCUUACCCAGUAAUGGAACAUUUAGAAUCAGUGAUCUAAGCAGGACAGACAGUGGUAAUUAUAGCCUUAUAACCUUUGAUUCAGAUGGCAGAUCAUCAGGCCAGCAGACUUUACAGUUGCUUAUUCAAGCUCCUGUGUCCUCUGUCCUGCUGGUCUCUCAGUGUCUGUCCCAGGGACAGAUGAGGGUGUCCUGUUCCUCUGAGGGAGGGGAUAGUCCUCAGUACAGCUGGACUCUGGAUGGACGCACACUGACAGAUACUGAGCUCCUUCCUGGAAACAAUGAGACUAACAUCAUCACUUUGAAACAUCACAUCUCGGGACAUCUGGUCUGCUCAGUCAAGAACAAUGUUAAUAGUGUCUCCAAAGAACAGGAGAUAUCUACCUGUGUUGAGUGAGAACAUUGUAAGCAGUAUCUAAUAAUGAAUCAGCAAUUCAGUCACUGUAGUUUCACAGCAAUCCAGGUCAUGGUAGUCUUGAGAGCUAGAGAUACUUGUACUUCACUCUGCCACACAAGGUGCCUGUAUUAACAAUAAGUAAAAGGACUGUUCUGCUCCAAAACUGUUGCUAAUUUUGACCUCACGUGUGAGACGACUUGUAGACAUUGUGAGAUAUUGCUUGUGCCUUGUGCAGAGUGUCCUACCUCAGCAGAAGGUGAUAUUAUCAUUAUUCAUGCCAGUAUUUAUAACUUUACUAAUUAUAGAAUUAUCUGUUUGUGUCUCAGAAAAUCACACACAAAUUAUCACAUACAUUCACUUCUAUCUGCAAAAAAUUCAAAUUAAGGCUGGCAAGAAACAGAGACAUGAUGCUGUUCAUUUUGUCUGUAUGAAUUUAUUAAAGACAGUUAAUUGAA